GAAUAACUCCCUUCUGCACGAAGAUACUAUUUCUGAUAUAUGUUCUUGCUGUAACUGGGACAUGGCGCAUUGGUGUCGAUGGUUCUGCAAACAAAAAACAAUUUGUGUCUCAGUUUACGCCGCCAUUAUCUCUGGUCUUCUGUUCCGGGACGAACUGCGCUAAUACUGAUAUAUCUGUUCAUCAGGAGCAAAUGUACGCCAAUUCAGCCGCUUGGUUUCUGUUCGGAAACAAAAAAGAAUGAUGCAGAUAACUCUGUGCUCCUGGAAUCUGUCUUGAACGUCUCACCACGCUUUGCUUGGGAUAACGUUUGUGCAAAGAUAUGCAGCUGGUGGAGUUGCACCACGUAUGCUUGUCACAAUGGUGUUUGCUGUACACCCGGGAGCCCGAAAAGCAAAUGUUGCCCAUAUAGCCAUCCAGUUUGUAUUGCAGACCGAUACUGUUGCCAAAAAGGGUUUUCUAAAGUGUGUGGUGGGACAACCUGCUGCAAGAAGAAUACGAAUUGUUGCGUGUCCAAUUGCUGUACCUAUGAUCAGGCUUGCUGUGGAACAAACGCGUGUUGUAAUAGGGGUGACAAAAGCUGUAAAGAUAGUUUGGGUCAUAGAUCUUGUUGCGAUGAGAAGCACACGUUUUGUUGUGAAAAAUUGGGCUGCAAAUCACUUUGUCCCUCAAUAUUUGAUGCGGUGCCAUGUAAUGGGGACAUAAUUGGAAAUUUAGACAGUCAAAGUGAAACCUAUGAUUUUGUUAAAGCAGACACUACUUCGGGUAUACCAAAAGAAUUAUACCGGUUGUUGCGUAAAACAGAAAUCCCCGCAAGAAUAGUGGCAAAGGAUGCGGGAAGUACAAAAAGUGUUCAGUCGCAUGUUCGUUGUGGAUCCAAAAAGAAAUACAUUUCCCAAUACAUUUCGACAACAACCGAACUCCAAUGCGCACUGAGGUGGUACCACACGAGUCCAAAUGGAGGGAUAGUAAAGAUAGAUGUAUCCAAGUUACCGAAAACUGCCAGAAUCAUUGAUCUAACGGACCCUAAUAUACGCAAACGAUAUCUUACAAACCCUAAGGCCGACCAUUUUGCUGAACGUAUGAAUGAGGUUCUGGUGGCCUUGUCUAAAGGCGCAUCAAUGUCGGGGAAGAUUAUAUAUCCUCCAAGAUCCAAGAUUCAACGUUUUCAGCAUUCGCUACAAAAGAUUUAUCAAUUAUAUCAAAACAAUACGCUUAUUUUCGGUGUAUUUCAUUUCAGUUUUAAAUGCAAUGUUCGGAGAGUAAAAUUCAAUUCUAAAUCCAACAGUGCUUUCAGAAUCUAAUCAAUAAAAGGUUGAGAUGCAAUACUCACACAUUAAAUUCAUCGCCCCC
This is a messenger RNA of Mya arenaria, 1351 nucleotides long. RefSeq lists its product as uncharacterized. Bases 79 to 1302 code for a protein of 407 amino acids. NCBI's taxonomy places the organism in Eukaryota, Metazoa, Mollusca, Bivalvia, Myida, Myidae. The record is from RefSeq and is a predicted model, not a curated record. The transcript is spliced from 2 exons.